AUGACACCCACCGAGUGUUUGCCACCUCCUGGCCCCGGGGCAGGUUUGUUGCCUGCUGAGAGACCACUCUCUGCCCGUCCCAGGGGCCCCAGCCGGUGCCAGGGGCGAGUGGAGAUCCUCUACAACGGCUCCUGGGGAACGGUCUGCGAUGACGACUGGGACAUUGUGGAUGCCAACGUGGUCUGUCGCCAGCUGGGCUGUGGCCACGCCAUCACCCUCCCGGCUGCCAUGACCUUCGGACAAGGGAGUGGACCCAUCUUCCUGGACAACGUGGACUGCAAGGGCCGGGAGGCAGCCCUGAGCGAGUGCUGGAGCCACGGCUGGGGCAUCCACAACUGCUACCACUACGAGGACGUGGCUGUCAUAUGCAAUGAGCUCUUGCCCACCAUCCGUCUGGUGAGCGGGAUCGACACCUGCCAAGGCCGGGUGGAGAUCUUCUACCGCGGGAACUGGGGCACCGUCUGUGACGACGACUGGGGCUUGAGCGAUGCCAGCGUGGUGUGCAAGCAGGUGGGCUGCGGCCAAGCCCUGGAUUACAAGAGCAACGCCUAUUUCGGCUACGGCACGGGGCACAUCCUCCUGGACAACGUCAACUGUGAUGGCAGCGAGCCCUUCCUCUCCGCCUGCUACAGCCUCGGCUGGGGCAUCCAUAACUGCGGCCACCAUGAGGAUGCUGGGGUCAUCUGCACAGGGCUGGACACAUCCACCAUCACGUCUUUCACCACCUCAGUGGCCCUGGACUACGAAGAGACGCUCACUGCCACAGCCACAGUGACAGACGGCAGGGACCAGCCCUCCCACGCCACCGAGGUGGUCACCACCGCUCUCCUUACUGUCGAGCAGGAAAGGGUUACCCUGUACCCCAGAGGCUCACCCCAUGCCCCCAGGGGCUCACCCUCCAUCCCUGGGGGCUCACCCCAUGCCCCUGGAGGGUCAUCAGGGGACAUUGGACCCCCUGAGGAUCCCCAGUCCCCCCGGCGGCGUGCCUGUGCUGGGGCCCCCCACGCAGGUGGAGGCGUGCGGCUGGUGAAUGGGAACGGGAGCUGCCGCGGGCGGGUGGAGGUGUGGUACCACGGCACCUGGGGCACCGUCUGCGACGACGACUGGGACUUCCCCGACGCCCAGGUGGUGUGCCGGCAGCUGGGCUGCGGCACCGCCCUCGCCGCCACCAUCCUCGGCUUCUUCGGCUAUGGCAGCGGGCCUGUCCUGCUGGAUAACGUGGGCUGCGGCGGCGGCGAGGCUCGCCUGGCCGACUGCUUCCACCUGGGCUGGGGGCAGCACAACUGCGGCCACCACGAGGACGCCGGGGUCAUUUGCCGAGGUGAGAGCGAGAGGUCCCUGCGGCUGGUGAACGGCAGCCACCGGUGCGAGGGGCGCGUGGAGAUGUUCUACCUGUCCCAGUGGGGGACGGUGUGCGACGACGCCUGGGACCUGCGGGAUGCCAAGGUAGUGUGCAGGCAGCUGGGCUGCGGGCACGCCGUGGCGGCCUGGGGCGAGGCACGCUACGGCCGGGGCACCGGCUACAUCUUCCUCGACAACCUCAAGUGCAAGGGUCAUGAGCCCUCGCUGCUGCGCUGCUCCCACAUCCGCUGGGACGUCCACAACUGCGACCACUCCGAGGAUGCUGGUGCCGUCUGCGGCAUCCUAUGA
This is a messenger RNA of Nipponia nippon (crested ibis), 1650 nucleotides long. The record is from RefSeq and is a predicted model, not a curated record. Lineage: Eukaryota; Metazoa; Chordata; Aves; Pelecaniformes; Threskiornithidae.